CCAUAGAUUUCUUUCUUAAUCCUGAAGGCAGGCAGCCCAAACACGAACAGGUCGUAGACCCCCCCAAACCCAAACCGAAAUCCCCACGCCGGUACGCCUUCCUCCUCCUCCCUCUCCUCGCCGCCCUCAUCAAUCCCGAACGAGGCUAGGGUUUCCGCCCGCCGCACCGCCAUGGGCUCCAGCAAAGGCUCGCCCCCGCCCUCCGCCGCGGGGCCCUCGUCGGCCGGGAAUGCCCCCGCGCCGGUGGGGCCGGCGCCGAGGCCGCCGGAGGUGGCGCCGUUCCUCACCAAGGUCUACGACAUGGUCUCGGACGCGGCGACCGACAAGGUCAUGUCGUGGACGGACGCCGGCAACAGCUUCGUGAUCUGGGACGCGCACGCCUUCGAGCGCGACCUGCUCAGCCGCCACUUCAAGCACCGCAACUUCAGCAGCUUCAUACGCCAGCUCAACACCUAUGGAUUUCGUAAAGUUGACCCUGAUAGAUGGGAGUGGGCCAAUGAAGGGUUUCUUAGGGGCCAAAAGCAUCUUCUGAAAAUCAUUAAGAGAAAGAAGAGACCUCAGGAAGCAGGUCGUGAGUUAGAGAAGGCACCUGUCAAAGCUGCACCUGGUACUGAAAAUAUUGAAAUAGGAAGAUAUGGCGGGCUUGUAAAGGAGGUGGAAACCCUUAAGAGGGAUAAAUCUCUUCUCAUGCAGCAGCUUGUGGAUCUCAGGCACUACCAGCAAAGCUCUAACCUUGAAGUCCAGAGUUUGAUUCAACGCCUUCAAGUAAUGGAACAGAACCAGAAGCAGAUGAUGGCACUUCUAUCAAUCGUUGUCCAGAACCCUAGUCUUCUCAACCAGCUUGUGCAGCAGCAGCAGCAGCAGCAGCGCAGGACCAACUGGUAUGAGGAUGGAAACAAGAAAAGGAGGUUCCCUGCUCUAGAGCAGGGUCCAGUAACUGAUUACGAGACUUCUGGCGCAGGGACCGAAAUUAUUCAGUAUCGGCCUCCUGCCCCUGAAACUUCUAGCCAAGUAAUACCAGAUGAAGCAUUUUUGUCGGCCACCACACAACCAAUCUCAAGUCCCGCACUUAACAUGCCCAUGGACAUUGACACUCAAACGACGUCGGACAACCUCAACACACAAGGUUCAUCAGGGGACAUUUUUGCUGACAUGCCUGCUCUACCAGACUUUGAUGACAUGCAUCUGUGGUUUGGCGAAGACGGGGAACCUACUUUAACUAUUCAAGAUUAUGAUGAGUCUCCACAGUCAGAGCAGGACUGUCAGAUGGAAGCACAGCAUAACUACAAUAACCCUCAACAUGCUGAUGUCAUAACUGAAGCAUAGGUGGUGGUCUAGGAGCACAUCGGGCAGCAACAUUACUUUAGCUUCUGGGUGAUCAAAAUGUGGAGGCAUGAUGAUGCGUGAGGUGGGCGCCAUUGGCAGCGAAAACGGCAUCUGUGCUCAGAGUCAUCAGUGUCAUAUAGCAAUGCUCGAAAGACAUUAACUGUCGUUGACUAUACAGGAUUCUUUUGUUGUUUUUCGGGCAUAGGACAGGGAUUUCUUGCGCGACCCUACUCUCCUUGUCCUUACAGUAGAAUAGCCAACAACUGAAAUUCACUCGCUCGGUGUAUAUGCUGUUGUGUUUUGUAAAUGUCAACCUGUCAUGUACGUUCUGUGAAUUUCCAGCGAAAUUGUAAUGUUCCAUUGACAUUUAUGAAGUGGUUUUCUAUUA
Triticum dicoccoides is the source of this 1714-nucleotide messenger RNA. Its product is annotated as heat stress transcription factor A-9-like. Gene Ontology annotation, cellular component: nucleus. NCBI's taxonomy places the organism in Eukaryota, Viridiplantae, Streptophyta, Magnoliopsida, Poales, Poaceae. The record is from RefSeq and is a predicted model, not a curated record. Bases 172 to 1326 code for a protein of 384 amino acids. Gene Ontology annotation, molecular function: DNA-binding transcription factor activity; RNA polymerase II cis-regulatory region sequence-specific DNA binding. Gene Ontology annotation, biological process: regulation of transcription by RNA polymerase II; cellular response to heat. The transcript is spliced from 4 exons.